GCGAGGACAGCUGAAUAAUUGGGAGCUCGAAGUUGCUUCUGCCUCCGUGAGAGGUCUGCGUGGCUGUCGCUUUUUCCUGUUUUUAAAAGGAAGCCAAACAUUUGAUCACCGUCACCUGCAGAAGUGAGUUUUUACUGAAGAAGCUCCAGCUGCUUUCUCCUUACUGCCAGCAGCCCGGCAAGGCUCCCUCAGAGUGAGCUACUUCUCAGGCCAGGCACGACAGCAGUGCUGGCCAAUCUGAAAAAGCAGGAAACAGCCCCUGCAUGCAGAGAGCUUCCAGCCUAGUCUUCCAGGCAGCUGUGUAGCCAGAAAGCCUUGGUAUUGUGGUCACAUUCCUCAAAAGUGAACAGUCACCAUCGGCGGCGUUUGGAGGAAGCUGUGAUGUUGCAGAUGCUGUGGCAUUUUCUGGCUAGCUUUUUCCCUAGGGCCAGGUGCCAAGACUCCAGAGAGGGCAACGAUCAUGAAGUCAGAGGCACCCCAGCCCCUGCUCGGGGAGACCAGGUAUCAAGCUUUCUGGUGAAACAGGAUGGAAGGGCUGAGGCCACGGAAAAGAGACCCACCAUUUUGCUGGUGGUUGGACCUGCAGAGCAGUUUCCUAAGAAAAUUGUACAAGCCGGCGAUAAGGACCUCGACGGGCAGCUAGACUUUGAAGAAUUUGUCCAUUAUCUCCAAGAUCAUGAGAAGAAGCUGAGGCUGGUGUUUAAGAGUUUGGACAAAAAGAACGAUGGACGCAUCGACGCUCAGGAGAUCAUGCAGUCGCUGCGGGACCUGGGCGUCAAGAUAUCUGAACAGCAGGCCGAAAAAAUUCUCAAGAGAAUACGAACGGGCCACUUCUGGGGCCCUGUCACCUACAUGGACAAAAACGGCACGAUGACCAUCGACUGGAACGAGUGGAGAGACUACCACCUCCUGCAUCCUGUGGAAAACAUCCCCGAGAUCAUCCUGUACUGGAAGCAUUCCACGAUCUUUGAUGUGGGCGAGAAUCUGACGGUGCCAGACGAGUUCACAGUGGAGGAGCGGCAGACGGGGAUGUGGUGGAGACACCUGGUGGCAGGAGGCGGGGCGGGGGCUGUUUCCAGAACCUGCACAGCCCCCCUGGACAGACUCAAGGUGCUCAUGCAGGUCCACGCCUCCCGCAGCAACAACAUGUGCAUCGUUGGCGGAUUCACCCAGAUGAUUCGAGAGGGAGGGGCCAAAUCACUCUGGCGGGGCAAUGGCAUCAACGUCCUCAAAAUCGCCCCCGAGUCGGCCAUCAAAUUCAUGGCCUAUGAACAAAUCAAGCGUCUGGUUGGUAGUGACCAGGAGACUCUGAGGAUUCACGAGAGGCUUGUGGCAGGGUCCUUGGCAGGGGCCAUCGCCCAGAGCAGCAUCUACCCAAUGGAGGUCCUGAAGACCCGGAUGGCCCUGCGGAAGACAGGCCAGUACUCAGGCAUGCUGGACUGUGCCAGGAGGAUCCUGGCCAGAGAGGGCGUAGCCGCCUUCUACAAAGGCUAUGUCCCUAACAUGCUGGGGAUCAUCCCCUAUGCCGGCAUCGACCUAGCCGUCUAUGAGACGCUCAAGAACGCCUGGCUGCAGCGCUACGCGGUGAACAGCGCAGACCCCGGUGUGUUUGUGCUCCUGGCCUGUGGCACCAUAUCCAGCACCUGUGGCCAGCUGGCCAGCUACCCGCUGGCCCUGGUUAGGACCCGGAUGCAGGCACAAGCCUCCGUCGAGGGUGCUCCGCAGGUGACCAUGAGCAGCCUCUUCAGACAGAUCCUGCGGACUGAGGGGGCCUUCGGGCUGUACCGGGGGCUGGCCCCCAACUUCAUGAAGGUCAUCCCAGCCGUGAGCAUCAGCUACGUGGUGUACGAGAACCUGAAGAUCACCCUGGGUGUGCAGUCGCGGUGACGGGAGCGCAGCCGCACCGGCAGACUCACUGAUCCCGGCUGCGGCCCGGGAUGUGCAGCCACCUCAUUCUGUGAAUGCGCCAACACUACGCUGACUUGCGCCAAGCUGUGAAAACCUUGGGAUGAACCCACAGGGCGGGGUGGGGAGAGCUGGCAGGCCCGUGGGCUUGUCCUGCUGACCCUGGUGGACCCUCCCAUUGGUUCUAGAGAAGACCUGUGGGCAUUCCUCAGGGUCCAGGGGUCAGCAGGAUCCAGGCUCACACACCUGGGGACAGGACAUCUCCUGCAGUGCCUGCCAAAGAGUGAGCUUGGAGGCCAACUUAGUUUUUCCAUCUUGUCCUUGCAGCCAGACAUUGGCUGCGGGCCCCCCGCGCCCCUCUGCUUCCUUCUCUGCCGAUGUGGUGCGGUAGGAGGAGGGCUGCCAGCCCGCUCCCUCCCCGUCCCUCUCCCCUCAGUCCAUGGUGAGAGGUGAGGCCAGUCUGACUUCCCAACCCACAGGGUUGACACUGACUCAGCUGGGCCGGGAAAGAAAAGGGUCUGGCUUCUGUGCCCCCCUCGCCCAAGUCCUGCUGUUGGUUACCGAGCUCGCCAGCACCUGGGAGCACGUGUGCACACAGCGGGCAUUGGCUGCCUGACGCUAUGGCGCAGGGCUUCACGGGAGGCCUCCGCUCCCUGCUUGGGGCCUCCUGGUGCUCUGAGCUGGCCUGGACUCUGUCAGGACUGUCCCCACGCUGUGGCAUGAGGGCAGUGGAGAUCGUGUUUUCGAGUGACGGGCAGAGCAUCUGCGUCCCCUGCUGAGAGAAUGGAAGGUGUUGAAGGCCUUAAUUAUGUAUCGUUGGGAAAAGGGUUUUGUUCAGACAAGCUGGACGAAUAUGCAAGUUCUGUGCUUCCGGAGGGAAGAGCAGGUCGUUGGGCCGACUGCAUUAAAGUCCGCUGCCGACGCCCCUGGGGACUUGGGUCCAAUCCCCCUUGGGGCAAAGUGGGACCAGCCUCACAUUCCACUUGUGUGACAUGUCACACUGCUUGGAGCCUAUUUAUUUUGUAUUUAUUUGAACAGAGUUAUGUCCUAACUAUUUUUAUAG
Molecule: messenger RNA, 2968 nt
Organism: Propithecus coquereli (Coquerel's sifaka)
Lineage: Eukaryota; Metazoa; Chordata; Mammalia; Primates; Indriidae
Gene: SLC25A25
Product: solute carrier family 25 (mitochondrial carrier; phosphate carrier), member 25
Exons: 11
Coding region: 382-1887 (501 amino acids)
Biological process (GO): transmembrane transport
Cellular component (GO): mitochondrial inner membrane
Molecular function (GO): ATP transmembrane transporter activity; calcium ion binding
Source: RefSeq, a predicted model, not a curated record